Octodon degus (degu) is the source of this 468-nucleotide messenger RNA. Its product is annotated as olfactory receptor 51A7-like. The record is from RefSeq and is a predicted model, not a curated record. Lineage: Eukaryota; Metazoa; Chordata; Mammalia; Rodentia; Octodontidae. Gene Ontology annotation, biological process: G protein-coupled receptor signaling pathway. The annotation marks the transcript as partial. The transcript has a single exon. Gene Ontology annotation, molecular function: olfactory receptor activity. Gene Ontology annotation, cellular component: membrane.
CUACCUUUCCCUUUCACCCUGAAACGUCUGCGCUUCUGUGACAAGACUCUCCUAACCCAUUCCUACUGCCUCCAUCAAGAUGUCAUGAAGCUGGCCUGCUCUGACAACAAGGUCAAUGUCAUCUAUGGCUUAUUUGUGGCUCUCUCAGGUUUGCUGGAUAUAGGAUUUAUUUUCCUGUCUUAUGUGUUGAUACUGAAAGUAGUGUUGAGCAUAGCGUCGCAGAAGGAAAGGCUCAAGGUCCUCAAUACCUGCGUCUCCCACAUCUGUGCUGUGCUUAUCUUCUACGUGCCUGUGAUCUCCCUGGCCAUCAUCCACCGGUUUGGCAAACACAGUUCUGUACUAAUUAGGAUCCUGUUGGCUGAUGUUCUGCUCUUGGUGCCUCCGCUCAUGAACCCCAUUGUGUACUGCGUGAAGAGUCAGCAGAUAAGGAAGCUGAUCUUAGAGAAACUGUGUCCGCAGAAAUGUUGA